CCUAGUUACCCUUAGUAACCAACUAUGUGACGGAGGACAAACCAAAGGAAAGACAUUGUGUGAAUCUCAAAGAAGUAACUGCAACCAAAUUACUUAAAUUUUUAUGGCUUGAAGAGCAUACUGCCUUUUUCAUUCGCGUUUGAUUGAUCAACAUGUUAAAUGAAGACUAGUUUUACAGUUUUCAUAAUUGACUUUUUUAUUCAAAUAGGACUGAAUCAAACCUAUCUGAGAAGCUUGCUGCUGUUUUAGCUGAACACUGGAUUGACUCUCCAGUACAAUAUGCGUCGUGGUGACCGGUUAACAUGGCCUGGUGAUGCUCAGAGACGUGAAGAAAGAAGAACGGAGGUCAGAUUGGCUCAGGGUUUGCAGAGACUUGACCAGGCUAAACUAUAUCACCUCAACACACUGACCAGAGAACAGCACAGACUACAUCGAGAUCUUAUCUCCAUGAAAACAGGUAACCCCUGGAGAAGAGGACUUCACAGUUUGGGGCUGCGAUCCUCCAACCAUGAUGUUAUCCGCCCUGCUGUGUCCUACAAAAAGACUCUAUUACCCAUAAUCCCACUGGCAGGCAGAGAGGCAGACAGUCAAAGGUCGAUGAAACCCCAGCCAUCAUCAUCAUCAUCUCUGCAGGCUCGUGUUCAGGAGUUUAUCAGCAGUGGGGAUACGCUCUGCCUGCCUGACCUUAAACGACUGCCUGUCACCUCUACAACCACAAAAAGAGAGGAGAGCAAGGAAAGAGAGAUAAGUGGGGAACAGGAGAUACAGAAUGCCACAGAGGGACACACGGAGGUUGGAGAGGUACAGAGGAAUAAAGAAAAAGACAUAGAGAUGGAGUGGAUGCUACUAAGAGACAGAGACAAUGCAAUGGGAGUUGAGAUGAAUGGGUGCCCGUCAUCUGCCGUUACUUUCCCCUCUGAGAUGUUAGCCCCUGAUGGACAUUUAAGAGCGGUUCACACAUUACCAAACUUCACCCAGGCCCUGUCUGAAGCACGGAAAGCAAGAUACAUAAGACACAGAGGACAACCACUGUGUGAGCGAGAACUCACCAUUCGGGAGAUAUUUUCCAGGGACCCCAAAGAUACAUAAAAGUAACAAAAAUCACUUUGAAUCGUAUACUAAAAUAUUGUAAUAUUGCUCUGACGUAUGUGUAUAAAAUGUAUGAACUGCAAAAAUGUAAAUGUUUACUGAAUUACAGUUGUUUCAUGUUUUUAAUUUGUUAAUUGAACAAGGGCACAUUGCGCAUGCAUAAUAAUUGUAAUAUUAAAUGAUUCCAGGGACUUAUAUAUGCCCUCAAGUACAAACACCUUUCAAUGCACAUCAGUAUACUGUUAUGUACAAUAUCUGUGCUGUAACCAAUUACACCAAUAAAAACAACCAAGUUAUAUAUUGUUGUGUUU
This is a messenger RNA of Paramisgurnus dabryanus, 1400 nucleotides long. RefSeq lists its product as uncharacterized. The record is from RefSeq and is a predicted model, not a curated record. Lineage: Eukaryota; Metazoa; Chordata; Actinopteri; Cypriniformes; Cobitidae.